Messenger RNA from Drosophila kikkawai, 2034 nucleotides. It is a transcript of the gene Ir60a, whose product is annotated as Ionotropic receptor 60a. The record is from RefSeq and is a predicted model, not a curated record. NCBI's taxonomy places the organism in Eukaryota, Metazoa, Arthropoda, Insecta, Diptera, Drosophilidae.
AUGCUGCCAGCCAAGGACAUUGGACCCGAGGUGUGGAAAGCCGGAGUCGAUUGCCUGGACAGCUUUGCGCAAAUCUUUUUCUACAGGAAACCCGCUGAGCGUUUCACCAGAGCUUACAACCUAAUGCUGACCCAUGCCUUCAAUCUCUCCAGUCCGGCUGACCAGAUCCAGGAGGGUUUCAGCAAGCGUAUCAACGAGGCGGCCACGGAUCCCACGGAGCCACGGAGAGGGGAACUCUUCCAGAUGCGAGUCGUUACCGAUCAUAGUAGACACGAUCGUAGCAAGAGCUUUGGCGCUUUGACUUACACGGAUAACUAUGUGAUAAUAGUGGACUCGGUGGAGCGACUGCUCAGCCUGAUGAGUCGCUUUAUAAGCAAGAUGCGCUCUUGGAAUCCCGGAGCCAGAUUCCUAGUGCUCUUUCACAACCCACACAUGCGGAAUAGACCCUGGACCGUGGCCUCUCAGAUCUUUAACGAGCUGAUGCACAGCUUCUAUGUGCAUCGCGUGGCCCUGCUCUAUGCCAACUCCUCCAUGGACUACAAUCUUCUGGUCAAUGAUUACUACAGCAAUGUGGAUUGCCGGAUUCUGAAUGUCCAGAGCGUGGGUCAGUGCCAUGAUGGAGAGCUGUACCCCAGUCCCAAUGCCGUGCAUGCUUCUAUGUUGGACUAUGUGGCGGGAUUUAGUCCUGCUUACUGCACCUUCUACGUCUGUGCCUCGAUUUCUGCGCCCUUUGUGGAGGCCGACUGCAUCACGGGCCUGGAGAUGAGGAUUCUGGGUUUUAUGAGAAAUCGAAUGAAGUUUUAUGUUAAUCAAACCUGCAGCACCGAGUCUCGGGGAGAGAUGGACAACAAUGGCGUAUGGAAUGGCCUUCUCGGUAAGCUAACCGACAACGAGUGCGACUUUGUUAUCGGUGGCUACUAUCCGGACAACGAAGUGGCCGACUUCUUCUGGGGCUCCGAUACCUAUUUGCAGGAUGCACACACCUGGUACAUCAAGGUGGCCGACCGCCGUCCUGCCUGGCAGGCAAUGGUUGGGAUCUUUGAGCCCCUUACUUGGGUUGCUUUUAUCCUGGUACAGCUGCUCAGUUGGUGGUGUUGGUUUGCCCUGGUGAAGGUGCUGCCGGAGCCGAGAUACUUCCAACAGAUCAGCCUGACGGCCAUCAACACCAUGGCCGUAUCUAUAGGCAUUGCAGUUCAGGAGCGUCCCAUAUGCGAGGCCACGCGGAUCUUCUUCAUGGCCUUGACCUUCUACGGGCUCAAUGUGGUGGCCAUUUAUACGUCCAAGAUGAUAGGAACAUUCCAGGACCCUGGCUAUCUCCAUCAGCUGGACGAACUGACGGAGGUGGUGGCCGCCGGUAUACCCUACGGCGGGCACGAAGAGAGUCGUGAUUGGUUUGAGAACGAGGAUGACAUGUGGAUUUUCAAUGGGUACAACAUCUCACCGGAGUUCACUCCGCAAACAAAGAACCUAAAGGCCGUGAAGUCGGGUGAACGCUGCAUCCUCAGCAACCGAAUGUACACGCUGCAGAGUCCCCUAGCGGACGACAUCUAUGCGUUCGAGCAGAAUGUCUUUAGCAGUCCGCUGCAGAUGAUCAUGAAGGCGGGCUUCCCUUUCCUGUUCGAGAUGAACAGCAUCAUCCGGCUGAUGCGGGAUGUCGGCAUCUUCCAGAAGAUCGACGCAGACUUUCGGUACAACAAUACGUAUUUAAACAGGAUCAACAAGAUGAGGCCACACUUUGCGGACAUGGCCAUUGUCCUGACCACGGAGCACCUCAAAGGACCCUUUGGCAUCCUGGUGGUGGGCAUCUUCUGUGCCGCCCUCACCUUUCUAGGGGAGUUAAUAACCCGACAUUGGCGCUGCCAGGUGGUCAGCAGAAAGCAGCAGGACAGGAUUAAGCGACGUCAAAAGAAGAGGCGUGGCAAGGGUAAGGGAAAGGUUAAGAGGAACAAGGGAUUUCAGGAUGGCAGUACCAUCCAAGUUCAAGUGGCUCCAGUCGUACGAUUUACGCCACUCAAACGACGCAAAGUUUUCUAG